AUGAAACAAUUUUUAGACUUUGAGAAAUUCAAAACAGAAAUGGUAAGUAUCCAAGAGAACAUAAGUAAUUUGAAAAAAGCUUCAAAAGCUGAACUAAACAAACUCAAAAGUUUAGAAAACGAUUUAAACGAUGAACUGAAUAUGUUUUACAAUGAAAAGAUCUUAGAUUGGAGUGAACUUGUGAAUUUUUCAAGUUUAGAGUUUGUUCCUGCAAGAAUAAAAAGCAAACAUUCUGGACAAUGUAAGGAAGUUAAGCAAUUUUUCGACUUUGUACAUCAAAGUGGCGGUCAUGAAAAUGGCUGGAGAAAGGACGAUCAUCUUUUAUUUUUGAAAAUACGAGGAAGAUACAAGAAAAUUAAUGAUGUGGCCAUGUAUUUGCACGAGAUGUUACCAGAUAUCUCAAUUGAAGAUAUAAAAUUACACGAAGAAUGGUACAAGAAAUAUUUAAAUUUACAAUCAAAAAAGAAAGAGGCUAUUAAUAAAUGGAAGCAGAAUAAAAAUAAUAAUGAAAAACAUUUUAAGUUAGCUAAUGAUUAUAUUGAAACUGAAGAAAAACAACAAGUUGAACAACAAAUAGAAAAACAAAAGAUGUUUUAUAAAAUAGAAAAAGAGCGUCUCAGAAAGCAGCAACAAAUAGAAAUAAAGAAAAUAGUCAACGAAUGGCGCGAAUCGAAGACUUUAUUUGAACAAUCAAAACGGCACCAGCAAAGAAUUUAUGAGGAUUUAGAAAAAAGACGAAGGGCUACUAAUGCAAACAAACUAAUAAAACAAUUCCAAUCCAUGGACGAACUUCACGUGGAAAAAAUGCGCGAAAUUCACAAAAAACAAACAGAAAAACCAAAAAAACGAAUCCAAUCUGGACCGCCUGUUACCAGAGAUCCUGAACGACUGAUGAAACCUACCGCUCAAUGGGCUCAGAGGGUGAGAGCUUUGAGAGAACCUUGGCAAGGACCUUUGCCGAUUUUUGCUACACCUAAACUGGCUAUUCCAGAAUGGAGGAAAAGUAUUUUGUAA
This is a messenger RNA of Ceutorhynchus assimilis (cabbage seed weevil), 1014 nucleotides long. The record is from the annotation of a GenBank genome assembly. NCBI's taxonomy places the organism in Eukaryota, Metazoa, Arthropoda, Insecta, Coleoptera, Curculionidae.